Messenger RNA from Pyricularia pennisetigena, 903 nucleotides. RefSeq lists its product as uncharacterized. The transcript has a single exon. Bases 1 to 903 code for a protein of 300 amino acids. The record is from RefSeq and is a predicted model, not a curated record. Lineage: Eukaryota; Fungi; Ascomycota; Sordariomycetes; Magnaporthales; Pyriculariaceae.
AUGUCCAGCAGAAACAACAACGUCGGCAAUCGCCACGAACCGCCUCCUGUUCGGGGUUCCACCACGGGCUUUGCAGGACUGCUCAGGCUCAUCCAGGCGAUCGACGCGGACCAAAUACCAGCUGACCGGACAGUCUCACCAGAACGACUCGACGAUUUCACCGUCGAAAUCGCUCGCUGCUCACAACAGCUGCCACAACACCUCAGUCGACACACCACGAGCUUUCUCCAGACCUGGCGCGUCGGGGGCUACGGCAGCAGUGCACAAGACGUAUAUCGAGUGACGAUCCACGCGCUGUUGUGGGACCGGAGCAAGGAUCCACUGCUCUUCCUCGACGGCCGCUUCAACGCCAAAGCGGGCUGGAUUCUCCUCGAAACCGUGUACUUUGCCCCCGCGGAGGGGCCUGGGGAUCGGCUCCGCAGCGGCGCCCUGCUGGACAUCCCAGCGUCGGACUUUAUAUCCAUGAUCUGGGCGAGCAUGAUCGAGAAGCUCGAGCUGCGGGCCAGCGAAACGCUCCUCCACAACGUGGCCUUUGUCAACAUCACGAACCCUUCGGUCCACCGGCUCUGCCGCGUGUUUGCGAGCCUGGUCGACUCCAGCUUCGGCCACGUCGACCGCCCGACCGCGUCGGCGCAGGACAGAGGCAACCCGCGCCAGGGGCUGGGCAUCGUCGGCUUCGAGGACUUUUUCAGCCUGGCGCCGUGCAAGAGCAUCCUGCUCGCCAUGAUCGAGCACCAGGCCGUGUUCAGGGACCGCAUGCCGGUCAGGGUCGGGUGGCGGUACGAGCGUGAAGGACCAGAGUCCGACACGGCCGUUCUGGUUCGCAUGGGUUCCUAUUUCAGGAGGUUCACCGACUCGCCUUUUGCCAUACUUCCGGUCGGUUCGCAGCGCGGUUCACAGUGA